AGAUGAGGACUGUGGAGUUCAAAUGUACAAGUGGGGUAAUGUCAGACGACACUACAGAUGAUGUCAUAGUCAACCAGAUGCAAUUUACAGAGGACACCACUACAAAGUUCACAGAAGACACAGUGUGCGCCAACAGCUUCAGUUUCUUGGCGAGUGCCAAGGCAGUGUCCAGCACAAUCAGCCACAUCCUGCUGGAGCUGUCCCUCCCCCCCACUCUUUGCUUACUAUAUCACUGUAAGGUUUGUUGUGUAAUCCAGAGUUCACAGAAGACACAGUGUGUGCCAACAGCUUCAGUUUCUUGGCGAGUGCCAAGGCAGUGUCCAGCACAAUCAGCCACAUCCUGCUGGAGCUGUCCCUAACCCCCACUCUUUGCU
This is a messenger RNA of Homalodisca vitripennis (glassy-winged sharpshooter), 374 nucleotides long. RefSeq lists its product as uncharacterized. Bases 3 to 359 code for a protein of 118 amino acids. The transcript has 2 exons. The record is from RefSeq and is a predicted model, not a curated record. Lineage: Eukaryota; Metazoa; Arthropoda; Insecta; Hemiptera; Cicadellidae.